AUGGCUGACAUAUUGCAAUGUGCAAUUUUUAGAAGCACACGUCAAGAAAGCCGAAGAAGAGAGAAAGAAAGAAAACUUCAUCAUCCGCAGCCAGACAAAAAUGUUACGCAGAUUCUUUCUGGUGUUUCACACGCGCUUGAUUUUUGUUUACUCACAAACUCACUUCGACAGUAUUUUCAAUUUGAAGCAUCAUCACUUCGUUUAGUUGUGAGAUUAGUGGCAAGAGCUAUGAAGUAA
Messenger RNA from Clunio marinus, 237 nucleotides. Lineage: Eukaryota; Metazoa; Arthropoda; Insecta; Diptera; Chironomidae. The record is from the annotation of a GenBank genome assembly.